GUCUGUGUGUAUACAUAUGCACAAAGGAAUUUCGUACGUUCCAGCUUUUGAGUUUGAGUUUGCCUCUGCUCUACUAGAACGCGUACAUACCUCGCUUCGACCAUUCAUCAAUACAACCACGAUCAUGACAGCCAGCUCUUUGGACGAGCAGAAUGGAAGGUCAAGUGCGGUUGACGCGCCACAGCAGCACUUCGAAAUGCCGAAGCAGGAUGCUGGAUCACCGCGUCACGAAGUGGAUUUCAAACACCAGAAGAAUGAAGUUCAAGCUGUGAAGGCAAAUACAGAGACACUCCUCCCGCCAGAGUCGCCGCGACAGGAGAGAAGGUCCAGCACGAAAGCAGAACCGCAAAAGCCGGAGGGGGGUAAUGGAAAACCGCAACCGAAAAUUAGUACCUCCGGCGCGACUUCGAAAAAGCCCUCAAACAUCAACUCGGACAACAUCGACCUGUCCAUCCAGCCCCUUCUCGGCUCCUUCUACAGCGACAAAAAAGACGCGCAGGUGGGCCGCUUGCUGGAAACGAUAGAGGAGCGGGAGCAAUGGAUCAGGGAAAAUCAGCCGUGGACGGAAAUCCCGUCCGAAAACAUCUACUUCGAAAACUUAGACUCCAAAGUGAACGUGCAGAUCGUGAUUCCAGAAGUGGAAGCAGUUCGUCCCAUUUCCGAUCAACAAAUUGUCGUGUGGUUCUCGGAGCGCAGCAUGGAGGUGCGAAUCGAAGGGAGGCGGAGUAAGAACGCGACUGCUGCUGCUGAAGGACAACCACAAGCGGAAGAACGACAAGCUACGGGGAGUGGCGCUGCAACAUCUUCUACUUCCAAGAACUACGUUUUCCUCUGUCGGGAACUGUGGGGGCACAUCGACCCGGGGAAGUCGAGCUGGAAGCUGCGGAACGGGAAAAAGUUGAAGAUUGUCUUGAUCAAAGGCCAGACAGGCAGGAGCAUGGACAAAUGGGAAAAGUUAAGGAGGUUGUGAUGAGAUGAAAGCAAGGAUCAUCAAACCGGCAGCAUCAUGUCCUCGCAGUGGGUUCCGCGUUUUUUGUUCGAAUUCCGUGAUCAUAAGUAGUUGCAAAUAACGACAACGAAAACGAACAUGAUCUACGAGAAGUAGAUCGAGAUCAUGUGAACAGGGUUUCUUGAGCAACUACUACCCACGGUGGUUUUGGUGGUCAACCGAUCAACGGGCGGUCGUGGCCCACUUUAGUUCAUCGCGCCGAUCAGAUGAUGCAGUUUUUUUUAUCUUCUGUAGCAUACAGAGGCAGCUUCAAUUGCUUUUUUUGCGGUGGAGAUGGUCUUGCGACAUCCACAGUGAUCCUCCUCGCCGUGCAGGAGGAGAGACCUACACAACAUCUUCUAAGAAAUACUUGCUCGUUUCAAAGAAGAGCGAUGUCUCUUACAAAAGAUAAUGCGAAAUUGUAAACUAGAAUUUCUG
Molecule: messenger RNA, 1426 nt
Organism: Amoebophrya sp. A120
Lineage: Eukaryota; Dinophyceae; Syndiniales; Amoebophryaceae
Source: the annotation of a GenBank genome assembly